AUGUCGUCAAAUAAAAGGAAUAGGGCAACUAACUUUACCUUUGAGGAAAAAGAACUGUUAUUAAAAUAUGCAAUUGAAAAUAAAUCUGUACUGGAAAAUAAAGUGUCCAACUCUGUGUCCUGGAAGGACAAAAACCAGUGCUGGUUAAAAAUUAGUGAAGCAUACAAUUCAACCACAUCAGGCUGUCCCAGAGAUGCUACAAGCUUGAGAUUAAAAUAUGAAGGAUUGAAAAGAUUAUUGAGAGGAAGUAAAAGUAAUUUAUUUAAGACUGGAGGUGGCCCUCAUGAAAAUGAUUAUACUUGCUCAAGUGAAUUAGAAAAACAAUUAUACAACAUAAUACAAUUGUCGGUUGAAGGGUUGCCUUCAAAAUUCGAUAGUGAUGCUGUAGUUAACAUAAGUAAUAUUGAUGAAGAACAUGAAGUUGAAAAUGAAAUAAUAGAUGAAUCUGCCGUUGAUAUGUUUGCUCAAUAUGAUUUUGUUUUUAAUAACAAUAAUGAAGAUCUUUCAACUAUUAUAGUUGGCCAAUCAGAUAAAGGUAUGGAAAAAGAACCAACUGUUGAAAAGAAUUGGGCACCAAUUGAUUUUACAAAAUUAUUAAAAUCAACUGGAAAGCAUCAAAAACUCAAUACGAAAAAAAAAAUGGAAUUAAUUGAAAUGCAAAAAUCAAUGUUGACAACAGAAUUAGAAUUUCUAAAAAACAAACAUGCUCUUGAAUUAAAAUUAUUGGAAUUGGACGUAUCAUUAAAAAAGCAAAAGUUGGAUAAUGACAGGAAAUAA
Molecule: messenger RNA, 777 nt
Organism: Metopolophium dirhodum (rose-grain aphid)
Lineage: Eukaryota; Metazoa; Arthropoda; Insecta; Hemiptera; Aphididae
Exons: 5
Coding region: 1-777 (258 amino acids)
Source: RefSeq, a predicted model, not a curated record